AUGAUGACUAGUCAUUUGACGGGUUGGGCACCUAAUGCAGCUGAGUUGUUCAUCAGCAAUGCAGAUAGUUUGCAAAAUACCAAAUGGAUUCAUUUGGGCAAUCCAACACGUUUCGAUACAACAUUAAAUAGUCAGUCGACUUUUGUUCUUCCGUUUCCGUCAACAAAACAACCAGGAACUGUAUUUUAUAUUUACAUGCGUGAUCGUUCGGAUUAUCCUAACUUAUUGAACGCUAGCUAUAUAUGGCUACCAUAUACAUUUCAUUCGGAUACGAAUGUCUCACGCGAAUGGCAAGAUCAAUGGAAUUUAUCGGAUUAUUAA
Molecule: messenger RNA, 321 nt
Organism: Rotaria sp. Silwood1
Lineage: Eukaryota; Metazoa; Rotifera; Eurotatoria; Philodinida; Philodinidae
Source: the annotation of a GenBank genome assembly